Cylas formicarius (sweet potato weevil) is the source of this 1612-nucleotide messenger RNA. RefSeq names its product ichor (gene ich). The record is from RefSeq and is a predicted model, not a curated record. Gene Ontology annotation, molecular function: RNA polymerase II transcription regulatory region sequence-specific DNA binding; DNA-binding transcription factor activity, RNA polymerase II-specific. Bases 1 to 1476 code for a protein of 491 amino acids. Gene Ontology annotation, cellular component: nucleus. The transcript has a single exon. Gene Ontology annotation, biological process: embryo development; embryonic pattern specification; regulation of transcription by RNA polymerase II. NCBI's taxonomy places the organism in Eukaryota, Metazoa, Arthropoda, Insecta, Coleoptera, Brentidae.
AUGGACACAAUGAAAUAUCCGAACGUGUCAGGAAACAACAUGGCAGUAAGCGGCAACGACUCUCAAGUGGACGAGGUCGACUCCAUAUUCACUUCAUCGUGUUGGCAAAGUUCGAACCAAAACGAUUUUAUCGAAAACAAUAAACUAAUUCUGGACAACACGAUCAGCAAUCUCGGCUCCGACAAACUUCUGCUCGAUUCCUCGCUGAGUCAAGACGAUAACGAAAUCGAAGCGAAAGUUUCCAUGGAAGAUGCGCUGGACGGUUUGCUUAACUCACAAUCGAUGAAUUUGGCGGAACUGAAGCCGUUACCCCCUUUUACCGGAUACACGGCAAAUCUAAGCAUCAACGGCAUUCCCGGGCAUCAUUAUCACACGAUCAGUCAACGCGUACCCGAAGAAAACAACAACUACAGCAACUACAACGAACAAAACAUCGUAUCCAGUUCGACGUGUAACAUAAACGUCGAUUCGGCGGGAGAGAAGACCUUAUACUCGGUCGAUGACGUUGUAAAAUUGGGUUUCGCCGACUGCGUCGAUCCAGAUUCCGUGUCUAGUGCUAUAAAGUACGAAGAUUGUACCCAAACCGUUUUGGAACCGGGCGCACAGAUCAAAACGGAAAUGGCGGAAUACGACAUUUCGUCGAUAGAAGACAUAGCCGCCAUCAUAGGAUCCGCAAUCGCUGACACUACGGUACCUAAUAACCCUGAAAGCGACGAUCCGACCUGUUCGAGGGACAGUUGGAUGGACAUCGACGCCUGGAUAGACGGGGCGUGUGGCGAGCAACCGAAAAGUGUCGUCAUAUCGCAGGACAGCAUCUCGGAAUUCCUAAUACCAAACAACAACAACGAGUUUUCAAGAACCCAAACAUCUGUCGAGUACAGUAGUAAAGGACCUCAAUCGGGGUCCACACUCCAAGGUCUACUUACGCACGGAAAUAUGCCCCUUUUGCAAUACAGAUUGCAGAACGGUCCUCCUAUCAAGCAGGAAAGUUCCAACACGUCCAAUUACACGGCGGAAAUUAUCUCAACCUCAAGCCCGCCAUCCAACGUCGUGUCGACGACGGAAAAUUUGCUUUUAACGGUAAACGGAAGGUUUAUGUCUCCUUACGGUGUGCACAAUCUAAACGAAAACCAUAGAAUACGAAGUCCGGAUAUGUUGGGUCAAAACUACCCACACACCACAACCAUAACGCCGUCCACUCCGAAAAAGCCCAGACGGCCACCGAAAAAACAGUCGGCCGCAAGUUCGACGAUUUUUUCGUCCGAUCAGACUUUGGGUUUGCUGGGAAAAGAAAAACCCGUCCAUCGGUGUAGUAUUUGCAACAGGGGAUUCUUAAACAAAAGCAACAUCAAAGUCCAUCUGAGGACUCACACGGGAGAAAAACCGUUCAGGUGCGAUACGUGUGCAAAAGCGUUUCGGCAAAAAGCCCAUUUGUUAAAGCACCAACAAAUUCACAAAAGGAUUGGAAGAGACUGAAAGUGUUCGUUACAAGACUAGACUAUACGCGAAAUUCAAGUUCAGUUAUCGUCCCAAUUUAAACAGAUCCCGUUCAUAUGCGAUGAAAUCCAGAUUGAAAACCUGCCUGAAAUGUUCAAGCCGUUAAAAUUAUUUC